Molecule: messenger RNA, 1879 nt
Organism: Diospyros lotus (date-plum)
Lineage: Eukaryota; Viridiplantae; Streptophyta; Magnoliopsida; Ericales; Ebenaceae
Exons: 1
Coding region: 130-1098 (322 amino acids)
Molecular function (GO): S-adenosylmethionine-dependent methyltransferase activity
Source: RefSeq, a predicted model, not a curated record
GAGAGAGAGAGAGAGAGAGAGAGAGAGAGAGAGAGAGAGAGAGAGCGCGUGGCUAGGAUAACCAGAGAAUGGUAGACAAAACGGAUACCUUGUCGUCUUCUCCACCUUCACUUAAACCAUUCUAUUAAUAUGCACACAGCCACCAUUCAAACAGAGCCUUGCCUCUUUCUCCAGGCCGCCUCUCCCACCACCGUCACCCUCCUCCCCGCCUCUCUCUCUCUCUCCCUCCCUCCCUCCCUCCCAGAAAACCCACCAUUGUUUAUACAUCUCCAUAUAUACACGUACGAACGGUAUAUAUCAUUUCUUUAUAAAACUCAUGCAGGCAUGAAAAUCUCUCUCUCGAAACUUCCGGUCAUCCUUAAACCUUCGUUUCGUUCUCUCUUUUCCUCUCUAGCUUUCCUCGCCUUUCUCGCUCUCCAAACAAAACGUCACGUCCAGAAACCCACCACCACCACCACCAUCGCUACGACAAGUUUGCCCGCCGGAAGCGAUGAGCUCCGGAUCCGACCCGGUUACGCCUCCUACGAGGCCUACAUCCAGCGCCAACUCAACAAGACCCUCAACCCGAAGCUCCGUAAAAUCUGGACCACCCGGGACUGGGGCCGCAAGGUCCGGGUCUUUGCCCAAUUCUUCGAGAGCCUGAAGCAAAGAGGCCUCCUCUCCAACGGGUCGAGAACGCUCUCCAUCGGGGCCCGAGUCGGCCAGGAGGUGGCGGCGCUGAAGCGGGUCGGAGUGCCCGACUCGGUGGGGAUCGAUCUGGUGCCCCGCCCCCCACUUGUGAUAAAAGGCGACUUUCACUCCCAGCCGUUCGAUGAUGACACGUUUGAUUUCGAAUUCUCCAACGUGUUUGAUCACGCGCUUUAUCCGUGGAAGUUCGUGGAGGAGAUCGAACGGACGCUGAAGCCCGGCGGGAUCUGCGUGUUACACGUGUCGCUCAACAAACGGGCUGAUAAGUAUUCGGCGAACGAUUUGUAUAGCGUGGGGCCGUUGGAGAAGUUGUUUAAGAGAUCGGAGAUGGUUGAGGUGAGGACCGUUGACGGGUUCGGUUUGGACACGGAAGUAGUUUUCAGAAAAAGGAAGAGGAAUGGACGGUUGUGAUUUCGUGCAAGUGGGUUACACGGUGAUGAAGACACGCGUGGAUACACCAGAUAGUUGCUUCUUCUUCUUUUUACGCUUUGUUUUGCGGAUUGAGUUGAGGGGGUCCGUUGAGCCAUGCCUUGGACUGGAGGCGGAGGGAAAGCCCAUAAUUGUGUGGCUUUUGGGGGGCUGUUUAUUCCUUAUUUUACGUGGCUUCGUUGAAGAAGUUUUGAAUGGUGCAUACUUAUUUUAUUUUCUAUGUUUUUCGUCCUUUGCUAUGAACGUUGUGUUUUUAAAAUUUUAAAACGAUAAUAGUUAAGAAAAGAUCAACUAUAAUAGUUAAUGUAACAAAUAUAACAUAACUGCUUGUUUCUUAUGGGAUCACAUUUUAAAAUGAUAUUGAUUGCAUUUUAAUAUAUACUUAUAUUAGUUAAAAUUUCUCCAUUCAACUUGCAUUGUUGGGUUAAGAAUCAUCAUUCUAAUAAAUGAAUUAAUUAAUUAUGGUUGCCGAUGAUGGAGUCACAUUGAAAGAGUCGGUUGGAUUUCUUUUAAUUUGAAUAAAAGAUAGACGGAAGGAGUCGAUUUUAAUAAUAAUAAUAAUAUUAGAUUAGAUGAAUGAUUGGGACCACAACACAAGUUGAAUGAAUCCCCAAGCCCAACAAGAGAUCAUUUUCUCGUGAAUUUUUAAUAAUUGAUUGAAUUUUUAUUUUUAGAUUAUUUUGUGUGACUAUUUAUUUUUUUUUUAUUUUGAUUCCAUUGUUGUAUUUAUAUUUUUGAAUCAAUUUAAUUUUUAUAUUUUUUU